AUGGAACUCCAAGUCAUCCUCGUCGUCUUCGUCGUGCAGCUUCUGCUGUCCCUCAUCAGCUCCAUCGGCGCACAGGCAGUCAAUGACCUGGCAUGGUGGAUGUUCACCAAACUCCCCAACAAGCAGGCCGCGCAAUCCAAAGAAACCGUCGAGCUCCGAAAUGAGGUCAUCCGACUCCAGCGCGAGAUGAUAGGCGUCUCGGCGCAAGACAACUUCGCAAAGUGGGCAAGAUUGAGGAGAGAGCACGACAAGGCGAAGGAGAAGUACGAGAAGCAAGCCCGCGACCAACAAUCCUUCCGCGCGACCUUCGACAGCAUCGUCUCGAAACUCCGCUGGGUCGGCACUCAAGGCGUCAACUUCGUUCUGAAUACCUGGUACGCGAAGCAGCCCAUGUUCUGGCUGCCUCAAGGCUGGGUACCCUACCAAGCCGAAUGGAUCCUUUCCCUGCCCCGCGCCCCGCUUGGCAGCAUUUCGGUCAACGUCUGGGCGAUCGCGUGCGGCAGUGUCAUAGGAAUGAUCUCUGAGGGCAUCAUCGCGCUGUGGACGUUGAGCCAUGGAUCCGUCAAGACGGGGCCGAACAAGGGCGAGAAGCUGAAGAUGGAGAAGCCGAUUGCGGUGAAGAAGGAGCUGUAA
Molecule: messenger RNA, 633 nt
Organism: Zasmidium cellare ATCC 36951
Lineage: Eukaryota; Fungi; Ascomycota; Dothideomycetes; Mycosphaerellales; Mycosphaerellaceae
Exons: 3
Coding region: 1-633 (210 amino acids)
Biological process (GO): tail-anchored membrane protein insertion into ER membrane
Cellular component (GO): GET complex
Source: RefSeq, a predicted model, not a curated record